AUGGCACAAUGCGGCCAACCUGUUCUGAACCGAAGCGGAGAGCUCGUUGCCAUCUCACUCGGCAUGUACAUUGUCGCGGCAAUGUUUGUCAUGAUUAGGCUAGGGUACAAAGUCUUCGUGAUCCGGAUUCACUUCAACAUGGAUGAUUGGUUUGUCCUUGCGUCGGCCGUAGCAACUGCGCCAGCCAUUUUCGUCAACGUAUUCGGAACGACAGUUAACGGCCUUGGUCAGGACAUCUGGAAUUUACCACCACACAAAAUUUCCGCUUCUAUAAAAUACUUCUGGAUCGAUAUCUGCUUGUACUUCCUGGAUACUACACUAACAAAGCUAUCCAUCAUCUCCUUCUACAUACGGACAUUUCCUUCGAGCAACGUGCAGCGCCUGCUCUGGGCAACAUUCACCAUCACUGGCGCUUGGGGUACAGCAUUCGUGCUUGUCGGCAUCUUUCAGUGCCAGCCGAUUUCUCAUUUCUGGACGCAAUGGGAUGGCCUGCAGACGGGACAGUGCGCCUCCCCUGACGGUAUUGGCUGGUCCAACGCAAUUUCGAAUAUUGUGCUUGACAUAUGGAUUCUGUCUAUUCCUCUCUCGCAGUUGCGGAGGCUGCAACUCAACGGGAAAAAGAAGAUUGGCGUUGCCAUUAUGUUCUGUCUAGGCACGUUGUGA
Purpureocillium lilacinum is the source of this 663-nucleotide messenger RNA. The record is from RefSeq and is a predicted model, not a curated record. NCBI's taxonomy places the organism in Eukaryota, Fungi, Ascomycota, Sordariomycetes, Hypocreales, Ophiocordycipitaceae.